AUGUCUAUUCGCAGGUUUUUUGCGAGUCUUCAUCUCUCCUCCAUGAGAGAGAAAGAGCAGAAAGAAGAGAGAGCUCAGAGCGAUGCCCACGAAGAAGUCUUGGAGGGUCUGGACGUGAUCUAUCGGCUCGUUGAGGAAGAUAGUCGCGUUUACCUUGAUACAACGUUUGCAAAUGCUCUGCACAUCAAAUGCGAGGAUUUGGUGCUUAAUGGUGACGGCAGCUAUUCAGCACCUGGUUACCCAUGCUUCUUCCAACCUUGGCCGCUAAGCCGAUUCAGAGCUCAUCCUAUCGUCCCAGAGCAUUCUCCAACUCAAGAAGAGAUCAGAGCGCAGGAUUCCUGUUGGGAGGGUGUGCCGAUACUCAAGGAGAGCUACUUGGACGAGGCUGAAUUCAUGGGCUCAGUAAUGGACUGGAACUUCAGAGGAUUUAGGCCACUAGCGGGAGAAAACGAGAGCACAAAACUAAUGUGGCUGACUAAUUGGAGACCAGCACAAUUUUCGAAUGCAGUCAUACAUGAUGUCUUCGAGGAAACAGUUUUCAAUUUGAUGAAGUGGACGCCUAUAGAUGCCUGGCAGGCUCCUAAAGGCCGACCGCAUGUUAUAUUCACAAUGGCACAUGGAUAUCAACGUGAUGAGAGACUUUUGCGUGGAGAGGUGAUGGUAUUCUCUUUCAUGGGUGGAAAGCAGGAAAGAAUUUUGCAAGCACAUUUCAACUACCAAGGACUUGUCAUUCGAAAGACCCAACUUUAUGAUUUUUCAACGGCGGAGAAGGCCAAACUACCCAUUGAACUCUUCUUACAGUAUAUGGCCAGUGACAUGGUCGAUGAUACCCAGCGGUUGAGUGUACUUUAA
Messenger RNA from Rasamsonia emersonii CBS 393.64, 852 nucleotides. RefSeq lists its product as uncharacterized. The transcript is spliced from 3 exons. Bases 1 to 852 code for a protein of 283 amino acids. The record is from RefSeq and is a predicted model, not a curated record. Lineage: Eukaryota; Fungi; Ascomycota; Eurotiomycetes; Eurotiales; Trichocomaceae.